CAUCAUUGUCAGAUCACCUGUCAGUAGUGAAGAUUUUGGAUCAAGUUCAGUUUUCAAGAUGCGUGCUUUGUUCCUUAUGGUCCUGUAUGCUGGACUGUGCUAUGCCAGCGCUGUCACAGACAAAGACAAUGUAGAGAUUCUGAUGGAUAAUGUUCUGGUCCUGAGGGUGCCUGAUGAUCAGAGCACCAGGGAGUAUGUUCAACUGAGCUGUGGAGAAGCCUAUGAAAACCAGCCUGUGGUUUGGAAGAAAAACGGCGAAGAGCUCGAGCCAGCUCUGCAGGGGAACCAAGUCAAGGUCCUGGUGGAGGAGAUGAAUGGAGGAAACUACACUUGUCACCGCGGUCCAGAUGGGGAAUACCUCAACCACACUGUGAUCCUGGUCCAACUUGACCCAGACAACAGGACUGUCAUACUGGAAGAAAAAGAUGGUCACAUCCACUGCUCUGCACCCAACUAUAAAGGCUCCUUUCACUGCACCUGGAAAAGAACAAGGUCCAGAUCCAACGCCGCUGUGCUCCUGGUGAAGGCAGAACGUAAUUCAGAGAAGAUUUCCUGUGAGCUGGAUGCUGAUGGAUCAGGGAUUCUCUGCCAGGAUGCCAGCUGCCCAUACAGAGAGGAACAACACCAGAUCUCCCUCACCAUCUACAUACACAGUGACUCUCGCCUCGAGGCAUACACAAAGGCUUUCUACCUGAGAGAGAUUGUGAAGCCAGAUGCACUCCCUAACCUGCACAUCAGUAACGGGAAGGUUUUCAGCUGGAGCUACCCUGAUUCCUGGGAGAGGCCCUGCACCUAUUUUGGCCUGCAGUUCCAGGUCAAGGUGGUCCAAAAAGGACUUUCCUGUCACAGUGACGCCCUCAUACUGCUAGCCAUGACUCAGGAAACCAAGUACGAAGUCAACAUCAAAUCCAAUAAGUAUGUUUUCUGUGUGCGAGCUCAGGACAAACACACCAGCGGGCCAUUUAGCCACUGGAGCCACUGCACAGUGGAUAAAAAUAAGGUGGACUGCAAUAAACCGUAAUCAUAAAAGAAGGAAGGACACAAGAAUGCAAGAAAACAUUUUUCAAACUCCCAUCACUUUUAAAGCAAUGCAAAAAAAGUGGCACUGUGCUUUUGGAGUGAAUGUCUACUUGUACAGUAUUUAUUGAUCUCUCAUUUAAGUUCUCUCUAUGAAAUUGCAGUAUAUUGUUAAAACUGUUUGUGAUGUGAUUGAAACAAAUGAGUCAUUCCUUAA
Molecule: messenger RNA, 1234 nt
Organism: Plectropomus leopardus (leopard coralgrouper)
Lineage: Eukaryota; Metazoa; Chordata; Actinopteri; Perciformes; Serranidae
Gene: il12bb
Product: interleukin 12B, b
Molecular function (GO): protein binding
Source: RefSeq, a predicted model, not a curated record